This is a messenger RNA of Pelodiscus sinensis (Chinese soft-shelled turtle), 383 nucleotides long. The record is from RefSeq and is a predicted model, not a curated record. NCBI's taxonomy places the organism in Eukaryota, Metazoa, Chordata, Testudines, Trionychidae.
CUUUGACAGCAUUCGGAUGAUAGAAGAGAGUGACAAGCAGACAUACUAAAAUGAGAAUUAAAACUGCAGUGGCUUGCACCUGUGCCAUCCUCAUGGUUUUUCUUAUCGUUGAAUCUUGGUGUGCUCCAAAGAACAAAUUAAUAGCAAGAAAUUGGGGCCCACAGUCAAUGCUAUACCUCAAAGGACGAUACGGUAGAAGAUAUGUUUCUGACAGUGAAAAGCAAUAUACCAACCUUGACCUGGAAGACUUGAAUGCAGUAUUAAAAAGUUAUAAAAAUUCAAUUUCAACGAAAUUUAUGAACACCAGAAGAAGGCUAACAGCUCAAGAUAUGGACAUUACCUACCUGGAAUAGAACAAGUAGAUUUACUUCACCUCCGGCUAC